CUUCAGCCUUGCUUCCUGUCUCACAUACCAUUUCAUCAUUGUCAACUUUAACCCUUCACUUCAAUUCUAGGAUCACCUAGGUGCUAGGUACUAUUUAUGAACAUACAAAAGCAUUAUUGCAACAUCACUUCCACUCCUUAUCUUGAUUUAUCCACCCAGUCACUUGAGCGCCCGGAGUCGGAUAAUAAUCGCCGUGGAUUGCUUCACUUCGUCUGGAGGGGAUCGGCCACACACUAUGAUAACAUAAAUUGCUACUCUACUACGAAGGCGUAAUCAUGGAACCUAACAUUCAACGCCUUCUCAAUGAUAAGCUAUAUGAUAAGAGGAAGACCGGCGCUCUUGAGCUAGAACGCUCUAUUCGAGAGCUAGUAGCUGUCAAGGACUACAAGAGAGUCUCGGACAUCCUCGAUCAACUAUGCAAUGAUUACGCCUACGCUGUUCAUCAACCCCAUGCACGUAAUGGAGGGCUGAUAGGUCUAGCUGCUGCGGCUAUUGCCCUUGGUUCUGAACUGCCAAGAUAUCUCGAGGUCAUAGUACCCCCUGUUCUGGCAUGCUUCACGGACCAAGACGCACGCGUCAGAUAUUACGCUUGCGAGUCUAUGUAUAAUAUUGCCAAGGUUGCUAAGGGAGAAAUCCUGAAAUAUUUUAACCACAUAUUCGAUGCUCUUUGCAAGCUGGGCGCAGACUCGGAGCUUUCCGUCAAGAAUGGUGCUGAACUUCUCGAUCGUCUGAUCAAGGAUAUUGUAUCCGAAUCUGCGGCCACUUAUGUAUCCGUUUUAGAGACCGAUCCGCCCCCGCCUUAUGAGGUGAAAGACUCCGAUCAAGACUCUUCCCAAAAUCAGAAUCCAAACCCGAGUCCCCCCACCGCAUUUUCUCUGCCGGACUUCAUCCCCCUUCUAAAGGAGCGGAUAUGGGUUAUGAACCCGUUUACCAGGACUUUUCUUGUCGGAUGGAUCACGCUACUGGAUUCGAUCCCAGAUCUCGAACUAGUCACGUACCUCCCUGAAUUUCUAGGAGGUUUGCUCAAGUUCCUUAGUGGUAAUAAUGCUGAUGUCCAUUCUGCCACUUCUGCCUGUUUAGACAAAUUCCUGAACGAGAUUAAGCGGAUUGCCAGGGUGAAAAAGGGAAUCACCGAGAGUAAGAAGUCGAAGGGGGACGGUAAGAGGAAGCGGGAGGACUCGGUCGACAGUGGUAGUAUGCGCCUGGCGCCGGAUGAUGCCGAGGAAGCAGGAUCCACAACAGCUAAUGAAGACGAAGACGAGGUUAGCAGUGAAGAUGACUGGAUUCCAGGGCAGGAUGUUCAGAUUAACUACAAGGCAAUCCUUGAGAUUCUGACCGCAACACUCGAUUCUCCCCUGGAGGAGGAUAGCCUUCUGGAGAGUUUGCGUUGGAUAGUAUCGUUUCUAGACAUCUGCCCCGAAGAAGUCUUACCGUUCACGCCUAAAAUCCUAGCCCACCUCCUGCCAGCCAUGGCAAGCGGAGUCGAACCGAUUCGCCAAGCCGCGGCACGAGUGAAUACUUCGCUGAUGGACUAUGUCGUUUCUCUCACGGACGAAUCUGAAGCUCCAUCUGGACAGCUAUCGACACGACCUCCAGCGUCUACAGCCGACCGCCCCGAGGGCGCGUCCAGUACACGCGCUUCCCUCUCGAGUAGCCGGGAGAUAGAUCUGCGUAGUCCUACGCCAGCUCAAAAUCGUAGAGUACCCACCCCGGCACAAUCGGUCCAACCUCAGUCAGAUCUAGACUAUGCCGCCGCAGUCACUUCUCUUACUCUGCUAUUCCUGAACGACCACGAAGCCACUCGCGUCGCUUCCCUGACAUGGCUUAUCAUGUUGCACCGCAAAGCGCCGAGGAAGAUAGUUGCGUUCAACGACGGAACAUUCCCUGCUCUCCUAAAAACACUCUCGGACCCGGCAGAAGCCGUAGUCACUAAAGACCUACAGUUACUAUCACAAAUUUCCAGAAACAGCGAGGAUGACUACUUUUCCAACUUCAUGGUUAGCCUUCUACAACUUUUCUCUACAGACAGAAAGCUAUUAGAGACGCGAGGCAAUCUGAUUAUUCGCCAACUAUGCAUGACAUUGAGCCCUGAGAGGAUAUAUCGGACGUUAGCUGAGACUAUCGAAAAAGAGGAAGAUGUUGAAUUCGCAAGCAUAAUGGUGCAAAAUCUCAACAAUAACCUCAUCACCGCCCCGGAGUUGGCCGACCUGAGGAAACGGUUACGGAACUUAGAGACAAAGGAUGGCCAGGCGUUUUUCGUUGCUCUGUUCCGAUCCUGGUGUUACAAUGCUGUUGCAACUUUCUCCUUGUGUCUACUCGCGCAGGCAUACGAAGCGGCAUAUAAUCUUCUACAGAUCUUCGCGGAGCUUGAGAUGACAGUCAACAUUCUCAUACAGAUCGACAAGCUUGUCCAGCUGAUUGAGUCGCCUGUCUUUACAUAUCUCCGUCUUCAACUUCUUGAGCCCGAGAAGUAUCCGUAUCUCUACAAGUGUCUGUACGGACUUCUAAUGCUAUUACCGCAAUCCUCUGCUUUCGCCGCCCUCAAGAACAGAUUAAAUAGUGUAAGCUCGAUAGGCUACUUGCAAAUCGGGCCUCGACCUUCUGCCACUGCACCCAGCGCGUCAAAUUACGAUCGGCCAAAUAGACUAGGCAAGGGCCGUGAAGACAACAUAAUUCGAUGGGAGCAGCUUCUCGAAAAGUUUAGGACCGUGCAAGAUAGAGCAAGACGGGCGCAGAGGUUGAUGGAAGGCGGUGGUCUCGACGAUGGACCUGGUUUUGGUGGGAUACGCAUUACGGAGAAGGAGCCGCCACGACCCGCGGCUGGACCGGCCGUACCACCGAAGGACUCGACCCCUGCUGCUGCACCGCCGAAGCGCUCGGGACUGACCAGGCAAUUCGGUAGACUCGGUGCGUCGGUUUCAGGCAGAGGGAAGCGGUCUCAACAACAGUAACUUUGUAGCAGUUCGCCAUAAGACUCCGGAUUGAAGAAAAGGGCUCCAUCGCCGUUUUCCUACACUAAUUAGAAGCGUUCGUGGGUAAAAAGAUAUUACACCAUAAAGGGGGUCUGAGCGGUUAGAUUUAGUUCUGUACGAAUAUUGUUAAUUCGCAUAGCGGCAACAUCUGUAAUGUAAAUAAAACUUCAUUAAUGG
Messenger RNA from Annulohypoxylon maeteangense, 3149 nucleotides. RefSeq names its product vacuole morphology and inheritance protein. The transcript has 9 exons. Bases 276 to 2951 code for a protein of 891 amino acids. Gene Ontology annotation, biological process: phosphatidylinositol biosynthetic process; positive regulation of kinase activity. Lineage: Eukaryota; Fungi; Ascomycota; Sordariomycetes; Xylariales; Hypoxylaceae. The record is from RefSeq and is a predicted model, not a curated record. Gene Ontology annotation, cellular component: endosome membrane; fungal-type vacuole membrane; PAS complex.